This is a messenger RNA of Corapipo altera (White-ruffed manakin), 709 nucleotides long. Its product is annotated as hydrocephalus-inducing protein homolog. Gene Ontology annotation, biological process: axonemal central apparatus assembly; cilium movement. The transcript is spliced from 5 exons. NCBI's taxonomy places the organism in Eukaryota, Metazoa, Chordata, Aves, Passeriformes, Pipridae. The annotation marks the transcript as partial. The record is from RefSeq and is a predicted model, not a curated record. Gene Ontology annotation, cellular component: axoneme.
CAGCUGACUCCCUCUGCCUUCCAGAAGCAGAUGUCUCUCACCACCAAGCAGAGGCUGGCCAGCAUUCCGCAGAUUAAUCUGCCCCAGAUUGUCCAGCAUCGAGAUAUGAGUGAGACCUCCAAUCACAAGGUCUCAGCAGUUGACCCAGACCAGACCUUGUUUCAUGUUUUCCCAUCAGAGGUGGUAUUUCAGAACUACGUCCCACACAAGGUCUGUGAAAUGCCACUGGUUCUGAGGAACAGGGACAUGGUUCCUCGGCUGGUGAAGGUCACGAUGGAGAGUUCACCUUAUUUCCAGCUGGUUGGCCCCAGCGGUGCGUACCGUAAGGUGCCACCGGGCAUGUGUUCUACUUUACGCAUCGUCUUCACCCCUGGGGAGAACAAGGAUUAUUUCCACUGUCUCAUCUGCACCACUGAAAGAGAAGAGUUCAUUGUGCCACUUCGGGCCAUUGGUGCCCGAGCUGUCCUGGACUUCCCUGACCAGCUGGACUUCUCGGUCUGUCCGGUCAAGUACAGCACCGAGAAGACUCUGAUGGUUCGCAACCUUGGUAACAGGGAAGCCCGUUACCAAAUCAGCACCCAGAGCCCCUUCUCUGUCACUCCGACCAUGGGAACUCUUGGCAUUGGUGACAUCCUGCAAGUGACAGUGGAAUUUCACCCUCUGCAGACUGGGGAUCAUUCUGGAUCCCUGGUAGUGCACUAUGACACAG